GAGACAGACCCGAUGAUUGAAAAUUUUGGAGAAGAGAAUGUUGAGUGAUACAAAACGACAUCGUUUUGGUUUAGAUGGGUCGGGUUUUAGGGUUUGUAUUGUAUGGGUCGGAUCUUUCUGGUUGGAUCUUGUAAAUAACUAAAUUAGUUUAGGGCAAUCUGUCUUUAGCCACGUUUUCUAUUUAAAAAAAAAUGAAAAAGAAAUUAUAUUAUAAUAAAGGGAUAAAUGGGGAUUUUUUUGGAGGGUAGAGGGCAUAUGGAGUUAAUCUCCCAAACCAUUACAUAAUCACAAGUCUCAAGUGGUCUCUCACCUCCAAUAAAGAAAUUGGAGAGGAAGAAGAAGACACCAAACAUAAAACUCAUCUUCUGACAUUAAAACCCAGAAUCCAAGAACCACUCUUCACGCUCUCACACGGGUCUUUGUGUUCGGCGUUGUAAACAAUGCUGCUUCCUCUCUUCUUCUUCCUCCUCCUCCUCCUCCUCAAUCUCCAUCUCUCUUCCUCCUCCUCAAUCUCCUUCCCUGAUUUUCAGAUCAUCGACGUUUUACAACCGCUCACCGUCACUGGAACCGGAACCCUUCCCGAUUUCAACAACACCGACGAGUCUAAGUACACUCUUCGUCUCCUCCACCGCGAUAGAUUCCCUUCUGUUUCUUACCGUAACCACCACCACCGUCUCCACGCCCGUUUGCGGAGAGACACAGACCGAGUCGCCGCCAUCCUCCGCCGCAUUUCCGGCAAAACAGUACCUUACGGUUCCAAGUACGAAGUCGACGACUUCGGCUCCGAUGUGGUCUCCGGCAUGGACCAAGGGAGCGGCGAGUACUUCGUCAGAAUCGGCGUCGGAAGCCCGCCGCGAGAUCAGUACAUGGUGAUUGACUCCGGGAGCGACAUGGUUUGGGUCCAGUGUCAGCCUUGCAAGCUCUGUUACAAACAAUCCGACCCGGUUUUCGACCCGGCUAAAUCCGGAUCCUACACAGGAGUCUCCUGCGGGUCCUCCGUCUGCGACCGGAUCGAAAACUCCGGCUGCCACUCCGGCGGGUGUCGCUACGAGGUCAUGUACGGAGACGGGUCUUACACUAAAGGGACGUUAGCUCUCGAAACGCUGACGUUUGGUAGGACGGUGAUUCGAAACGUCGCGAUGGGAUGCGGCCACCGGAACAGAGGAAUGUUCGUCGGGGCAGCCGGUUUACUAGGUAUCGGAGGCGGUUCGAUGUCUUUUGUGGGACAAUUAACCGGUCAAACCGGGGGUGCGUUCGGUUAUUGUUUAGUGAGCCGCGGCACAGACUCUACCGGUUCGUUGGUCUUCGGACGUGAAGCUUUGCCCGUUGGUGCCUCGUGGGUCCCGCUCGUCCGUAACCCGCGCGCGCCGAGCUUCUACUACGUUGGUCUCAAGGGCCUCGGAGUAGGCGGCGUUAGAAUCGCUUUACCGGACGAUGUUUUCGACUUAACCGAAACCGGCGACGGCGGUGUGGUUAUGGACACCGGAACGGCCGUCACAAGGCUUCCCACGGCGGCUUACGCUGCGUUCCGGGAUGGGUUUAAGGCCCAGACAGCAAACUUGCCGCGAGCUUCCGGCGUAUCGAUAUUCGACACGUGUUACGACCUUUCCGGGUUUGUCUCGGUCCGAGUUCCGACCGUGUCGUUCUAUUUCACGGAAGGUCCGGUUUUGACUUUACCGGCGAGGAAUUUCUUGAUGCCGGUGGAUGAUUCGGGGACGUACUGUUUCGCGUUCGCGGCGUCUCCGACGGGUUUGUCGAUAAUAGGGAACAUACAGCAAGAAGGGAUCCAAGUAUCUUUCGACGGAGCCAAUGGCUUUGUUGGGUUUGGUCCCAAUGUUUGCUAGCGUUUAACAAAAAAAAUAAAAGAUAUUUACGUUUUUUGUUCGCUAGUAAGUAAAAAACUUUUGUCUCAGUAUGUAUCUGUCUUUUAUUUAUUAGCUUCGGUUUUGAGUUUUAAUAAGUGGUAAUUAGUAUAGAGAGUACUGAAAUGUAUAUGAUUUGACCAAAAUUGUCUUUUGGAUUUUUGAUUGAGGAAUCUAUUAUGAUAUGAGUUACUGUUUGAUUUGUGA
Molecule: messenger RNA, 2069 nt
Organism: Brassica rapa (field mustard)
Lineage: Eukaryota; Viridiplantae; Streptophyta; Magnoliopsida; Brassicales; Brassicaceae
Product: protein ASPARTIC PROTEASE IN GUARD CELL 2
Biological process (GO): proteolysis
Molecular function (GO): aspartic-type endopeptidase activity
Source: RefSeq, a predicted model, not a curated record